GAAAAAGUGGUCAAAGUGGCAGUGAUUUGGGAGACGGGAAGAAAGAGAGAGAGCGGGGUAUUUAUAGUUGCGAGGGUCUUAGCGGGUCUUAACUUGAGCACAUUUCUGCACCUCGUCUCCAGUCACCACCGCCAGCCAUCUCCCUGACUGGAUACCAUCUAUCCUGUUGCUGCAGGUUGGUCGUAAGCUCUUUUCUAUGCUUGAUGCAGCAGGGCAGAUGCAUGGAUUACUACAUUGUUUUUUCUCUUGCUUUCUCUCCCAGCUAACAUUAUAUUGUGACCCAGAUAGUGAAUGACCUGCAGCUGAACUCGAUCAAGCGCUCUACAGUGAGAUAAAUUCAACUACUUUUACAACUAUUGGCCGACCCUUGAACAUGCAGGGGGACAAGGUGACACCAAUUUCUUGCCUGUGUGGAGAUGUGGCACAGGAAGUCGAGCUGGAGCAGUCCGCCAACCAUUCGGCACUCAACUUCUGUCAUUGCACCGCCUGUCGCACGGUCACCGGAAUGUUGUGCUCUACAUACUACCCCCUGCAGGCUGAGCCAGAGAGCCUUGACAGCCUCCAGGUGUACCAGGAAGCUGAUUGCAUAAGCCGCUACUUUUGUAAGACUUGUGGCGCUCAUGUCUUUGCCCACUCCAAAAACACAGGGCAGUUUUUUGUCGCAGCCGGACUGCUGGUGGGGAGACUACCCCCGACUAAAUCUAUACGGCAUUGGCGGGCUGCCGAGACGCGUGAUGGUGGCCUGACGCCCUUUCUCUCUGGACAGCCAGAAGAAUCUGCUCCAGCAUGUUGGCUACGCACUGUUCCGAGCAACCAAGCAAGCCAUACCGAGGUCGGACUCGAGCUCUCGUCCCGGGAUUCUGACGAGCUACUUGCCCGUUGUCAUUGCGGGGGCGUUGAAUUUUAUAUCACGCGGCCCGAUUCUUCAUCCACUAAGCCAACGUCACCGUGGUCCGAUCUGCUUGCACCGUAUCAUUCAAGCUCCUCAAGCAAUCCACAAGACGUGAAGUGGUGGCUGCAGGAUGAAAAUACUAAGUAUUUGGCGGGUACCUGCGCCUGUCCAUCCUGUCGUCUAGCCAGUGGUUUCCCCAUUCAGCCAUGGGCGUUUGUUCCUUUAUCGAAUCUCUACAACACCCGUAAGGCGCCACUGGCAUUUGGCACCGGUACGAUGCGGCAGUACAAGAGUUCUCCAGGCGUUUACCGCGAGUUCUGCAGUCGCUGCGGUGCAUCCAUCUUCUGGCACGAUGACGAAAGGCCACUGCUGAUAGACGUGAGUGUUGGCCUUCUUCGAGCAGAAGAGGGUUCUAGGGCCAGUGGGUGGUUGAAAUGGGCCACGCAAAGAGUAAGUUUUGCGGAGAUGGCAGCAGAUCAGGCGUUGAUCCAACAGCUGCAAAAUGGGCUGAAGAUAUUUGGGGACGGAAAUUAGGAUGCACAGUAGUUUUGAACCAUGCUUGCCAUUCCAUACGUUAACCGUAUAUUCAUCUAGUUUAUCUGGUUGUAGUACUCCGUAACUAUAGCUGUUUCAUGGGCCGGCGGAGAUAAGCAAAAGUGGGAUGGAGGGUUAUCCUCACCGCC
Messenger RNA from Aspergillus welwitschiae, 1575 nucleotides. RefSeq names its product GFA family protein. Gene Ontology annotation, molecular function: carbon-sulfur lyase activity. The transcript has a single exon. The record is from RefSeq and is a predicted model, not a curated record. The coding region runs from base 374 to 1426 and encodes 350 amino acids. NCBI's taxonomy places the organism in Eukaryota, Fungi, Ascomycota, Eurotiomycetes, Eurotiales, Aspergillaceae.